AUGGAAGAAGGCAGCCUGAUAUUAAACAUAGUCAAUUCAGCACCUGAUAAUGACAACAAGAGCUUACGUUCUCAGUGGAAAGGCACAAAUGGAAGUUGGAAAGAGAAGAACAGGAUUAGAAGAAACUUGAAGAAAGCUUCAUGGAAGACUAACAAGACAGAGGAGAGGAAUAAUCCAAUAGCUACAUCAACUGUGCCAGACAAUCAAUCACCACCUGUUACCAAGGAGAGAUCAAAUAACAAGGUACAAUUGCUUCCAAGCACGGAAGUAAUUUCUUCUCUUUUCACUCAUAAUCCGGAAAUACCACAAUUGCCUCAAUCUUCCCAUGAUAGCAGCCAUCUGAAUCCAAGUAAUGCUCCAAACAAAGAUGCACUACCUUUUUCCAACAUGGGACUGGAUGAUGAUCUCUCUAGGCAUUUAGAAGAGGAAUUACAAAUACGACAACCGACCAACAUUCAAUCUAAAGCUAUUCCGUUCAUUCUGACUGCUGUCAAUGAUCACAACAGUCAUGUUGAUGCAGACGUUAAACCGGCAGAUAUUAUAAUACAGGCCGAAACAGGGUCGGGAAAGACAUUAGCAUAUUUGCUCCCUAUAAUUCACUGUCUGCUGCGAUCUUCAAGAGAAACAAUUAAUUUAUCACGACAGGUGAAACUUACUCGGUCAAUUGGUACACUAGCCAUUAUACUGGUUCCUACUAGAGAACUUACUAAACAAAUACUUUCCGUCAUCGAGUCUCUGCUUAAGAAACCAUCAUUUAAAUCAGGGCAGAGUCAUUUAUUACAUUGGUUAGUCCCAGGAACAGUUGUAGGAGGCGAGAAUAAGAACCAUGAAAAGAAUAGGAUAAGGAAAGGUAUCAACAUACUAGUAAGCACACCCGGACGGCUAUUAGAUCACUUGCAGAAUACAAAGUCAUUUGCACUUGAUAGUCUUCGAUGGUUAGUACUCGAUGAGGCUGAUCGACUGCUGGAAUUGGGAUUCGAAGAGACGCUUGAACAGAUUAGUAAAUUGCUCAAAAUAAGAAGCGAAAAUUAUAACAAUCCUCAGAACCCUUUCGCACAAGCUCCAUCGUGGCCCACGUUCAGACGCACUAUUCUAUGCUCAGCCACUGCUAGAGAUGAUAUCCGUCAAUUCGCUGGAUACACUCUCGUUGAUCCAGUAUACAUAAACGCGGAUGAUAAUGGAUCUGAUAACAUAGGCGUUGAAGCUGAGGCAGUAAACUCAUUAUCAGACAUCACAAAAUAUCCAACACCAAAGCAACUCAAACAUAAAUAUGUAAUAACGCCUGCCAAAUUACGACUCGUUACUUUAACAGCAAUAUUAAAGUCUACAUUCAGAACUCAUUAUCAUGGACUUUCAACUUGUCGUAAAGUCAUUGUAUUUAUAUCCUGUUGCGAUUCAGUUGAUUUUCAUUUUGAUCUAUUCGCUAACGCUAAUGCAGCCAACAUACUUACGUCAGAAGAUAUGGAAGAUGUUCAAACAACGGGGACAACAACCAUCGAGCAACAUACGAUUGAUCACAGCAAAACAACAAUAAAUUCUCACGACAAGUCAGUUCGGCUGGUUGGCAGCGUUAUUCCCAAUAUCGGAUUAUAUAGAUUACAUGGGGAUCUGCCUCAAAUAAUACGCAUGAAAACAUUACAACAAUUCAGUGAGGCCAAUUCGGGAAUUCUCUUUUGCACAGAUGUUGCUGCUAGAGGACUCGAUCUUCCGUAUAUAGAGAAGAUAAUCCAAUACGAUCCACCGUUAGAUUUACUGGAUUAUAUACAUCGAGUGGGAAGAACCGCUAGAUUAGGUAAAAACGGAGAAUCGAUCAUAUUCUUAUUACCGAGCGAAAUCGGUUAUUUAAAUGUACUAAGCAGCAUAAAGCCAGAAGCAUUGCAAGUAGAAUCUAUAUUGGAGACUUUAGCGUCAUCAAAACAUAAGGAAUAUGAAGCCGAAGCUACUAAUAUCCAGUUGGACUUUGAGCGAUACGUUCUUUCUGAUCCAAAGUAUGCUGAACUUGCUCGUAUGGCAUUCCUGAGCCAUCUACGAGCAUACGCUGCCUACCCGUCUUCCGAAAAACAUAUAUUUCAUAUUAAAAAAUUACAUAUGGGACAUAUGGCAAAGGGCUUUGCAUUGAGAGAUGCACCAUCAAACAUUGACGUCAGUCAAAAGAGCAUGGAACAUAAGAAACGUAUUGGACAGAAGAAGGGGAAAAAUAGUGGCAAGAGAAAAGAGCUAGAUAAUAAGACUGCGUUAAAAACAAAGCGAAAAUAUGACAGCAGUGAAUUUGCUAUUCCCGAUCUAUCGACUUUAUCAGGACCGACUACCAAGAAAAAGAGAAAAAAAUAA
Molecule: messenger RNA, 2331 nt
Organism: Paraglomus brasilianum
Lineage: Eukaryota; Fungi; Glomeromycota; Glomeromycetes; Paraglomerales; Paraglomeraceae
Source: the annotation of a GenBank genome assembly